Amaranthus tricolor (Joseph's coat) is the source of this 3054-nucleotide messenger RNA. Its product is annotated as beta-galactosidase 3-like. The record is from RefSeq and is a predicted model, not a curated record. Gene Ontology annotation, cellular component: cell wall; vacuole. The coding region runs from base 197 to 2734 and encodes 845 amino acids. The transcript is spliced from 19 exons. Gene Ontology annotation, molecular function: carbohydrate binding; beta-galactosidase activity. NCBI's taxonomy places the organism in Eukaryota, Viridiplantae, Streptophyta, Magnoliopsida, Caryophyllales, Amaranthaceae. Gene Ontology annotation, biological process: carbohydrate metabolic process.
UGUUUUUAUAUAUACUCUCUUCUAUUUUUCUGCUCCCAAGAGAGUUCAACAAAAAUGUCCUCCUUCUCUUCCAUUUCUUCUUCACACUCCCAGACAAAUUAAACCGCUUACAUUUUCUCUCUCUAACUCUACCCAACUGUUUUUAGAGUGAGAAAGUGUUGAAAAACCAAAAAAGGGAGCUAAUUUUGGUGUAAAGAUGAAAACUUUACUAUUUUUUUGGGUGCUAAUGUUAAUGUUAGUGUUAAAUAACACUAAUCUAAUGCAAUGUAGUGUGAGUUAUGAUAAAAAAGCACUUUCCAUUAAUGGGCAAAGAAGGAUUUUGAUUUCUGGUUCUAUACAUUACCCUAGAAGCACUCCUGAUAUGUGGGAAGAUCUAAUAAUGAAGGCUAAAGAUGGUGGAGUUGAUGUCAUUGAUACCUAUGUGUUUUGGAAUGGUCAUGAACCUUCUCCUGGAAAUUUCAAUUUUGAAGGAAGAUAUGAUUUGGUUAGAUUCCUAAAGAUUGUUCAGAAAGCUGGGCUCUAUGCUCAUCUCAGAUUGGGACCUUAUGUUUGUGCUGAGUGGAAUUUUGGUGGGUUUCCUGUAUGGCUGAAGUAUGUUCCAGGAAUCAGCUUCAGAACUGAUAAUGAACCUUUCAAGAUGGCAAUGCAAGGAUUCACUGAAAAGAUUGUGAACUUGCUCAAGGGUCAUGACUUGUUUGAGCCUCAGGGGGGCCCAAUUAUUCUCUCCCAGGUUGAAAAUGAAUAUGGAAAACUAAGGAUGAAACUUGGACAAGAAGGGUAUAACUACAUGAAUUGGGCUGCACAUAUGGCUCUCAGUACGCAAACAGGCGUUCCAUGGACAAUGUGCAAAGACGACAAAACUCCUGAUCCUCUGAUUAAUACUUGCAAUGGUUUCUACUGCCAUCAAUUUACACCCAACAAACCAUACAAACCUAAGCUCUGGACUGAGGCCUGGAGUGGCUGGUUUACUGAGUUUGGAGGGUCCAAGACCCAAAGACCAGUACAAGAUUUGGCGUUUGCUGUUGCACGCUUCAUACAGACAGGAGGGUCCUUUGUAAACUACUACAUGUACCAUGGUGGGACGAACUUUGGACGAACUGCGGGUGGCCCAUUUAUCACUACUAGUUAUGACUAUGAUGCUCCUCUUGAUGAAUAUGGUUUGAUCAGGCAACCAAAAUAUGGCCACUUAAAGCAACUUCACAAGGCAAUCAAGCUAUGUGAACCCGCAUUGAUUUCAGCCGAUCCUAUUGUUACUCAGUUGGGAGAUCGUCAGCAGGCUCAUGUUUUUUACCCAGAAAGUGGAGGCUGUGCAGCCUUCCUUUCAAAUUACGAUACAGAUUCUGGAGUAAGAGUCCUAUUCAAUAAUAAGCAUUAUAGCUUGCCUCCCUGGUCCAUCAGCAUACUUCCUGACUGCCGAAACGUAGUUUUCAAUACAGCAAAGGUCGGAGAACAAACAUCGCACAUGGAAAUGCUGCCGAGUAACUCGCAAAUAUUAUCGUGGGAGAGCUAUAACGAAGAUGUGUCCGCUUUAGAUAAUGAUGGAUCGACGAUAACAGCCGUUGGUCUUUUAGAGCAGUUAAAUUUGACCCGAGAUAGAACCGACUAUCUCUGGUACAAAACAAGUGUUGAUAUUAAUCCAUCGGAGUCAUUCUUUAGUAAUGGGGAACUCCCGACUCUCAUAGUUGGAUCGGCAGGACAUGCUGUUCACGUGUUCGUGAAUGGACAGCUUAUAGGAUCUGGUUUUGGAGGAAGGAAAAGUAGAAGAUUUACCUUCAGUCAAAAAGUAAAUUUGCAACAAGGAACAAACAAAAUUGCUCUACUAAGCAUAUCAGUUGGUUUACAAAAUGUAGGAGGACAUUUUGAGUCUUGGAACACAGGAAUCCUCGGUCCAGUUGUAUUGCAUGGGCUUGAUCAAGGAAAACUCGACUUAUCCUGGGAAAGAUGGACUUAUCAGAUCGGUUUGAUGGGUGAAACUAUGAAUCUUGCGACUCCAAGUGGUAUAUCUAUGGUAGAGUGGAUGGACAGUAAAAUUGCUGUGCGAGAACAGCAACCCUUGAUGUGGCACAAGGCUUACUUUGAUGCGCCUCAGGGAAAUGAGCCAUUGGCAUUGGACAUGGAAAGUAUGGGAAAGGGUCAAGUCUGGAUUAACGGGGAAAGUAUCGGAAGAUAUUGGACAAAUUAUGCUACUGGUGAAUGUAAGGGUUGCAGCUAUACUGGGCGAUUCGAACCACCCAAGUGUCAAGUUGGAUGCGGAAAACCAACGCAAAGAUGGUACCACGUUCCUCGAUCAUGGUUAAAACCAUCGAGAAAUCUGAUUGUUCUGUUUGAAGAAAUAGGCGGUGAUCCUACAAAAAUUUCCCUUGUAAAGAGAUCAAUGAACACAAUUUGUGCACAAGUCUCUGAGACCCAUCGAACCAUCAAAAGCUUUCAGGUGGAAAGCUAUGGAGAUACGGUACAAGAAUUCUAUAUACCAAAGGUCCAUUUACAAUGUGCUCCCAACCAGCGUAUUUCCGCUAUAACAUUUGCUAGUUUCGGAACGCCUGUUGGAACAUGUGGAAGUUUCGAGAAGGGUGAUUGCCAUGCUUCGACCUCUAGUGCAGUCUUAGAAAAGAAAUGCGUAGGGAAGCAAAGUUGUGCAGUGACUGUAACUAACAGAAAUUUCGGAAGGGACCCAUGCCCAAACGUGUUGAAGCAAUUAUCGGUUCAAGCACUCUGUGCCUCUAUUACAAACUAGUAUACACUUAACACCAUUGAUCACGAAUCACAACACAUGAUAGUUCAACAAAACACACAGGAAACGAAGGAUAUUCAGCCUCUAAGUGUGCGUGUAUUAGAUAGGUUCAAAUUGUAGUCGUUUAGAUUAGAUUUUAGAUCGAGCCAGCCAUCGAGAAAAUGCUUUGCUUUGUUAUGUAUUCUGUAACUGUAAAUUCGUUUUUUUAGGCGAAGCCAGUUUGUGGUGGAGUAACUGUGUUCAGAGCUCCAUCAUCAUUCUAUGGCUCCAGCCUUUGGCCUUAAAACAGGGGCUGGAAAACAAAAUGGUGUGAUCUUCUUUGU